AUGAAGCCUAUUUCACUAAAACUUUUGAGCUCUUUUUUAUUCUGGUUGGUUUCAAGCUCACUUCUUGUGAAUUUAGCCAGGAGCUCACUUAUUGGAAUUGAUAUUGGAAAUGACAAUUCAAAGGUGGCAUCUAUUCGUCCAGGUAGAGGGAUUGAGAUUGUCUUGAACUCUCAUAGCCAACGCAAGACAGCAACAGCAGUGUCAUUUAGCUCAUCAUCUCCUUCCAUAGUUCGCUUAUUUGGUGAGGAUGCACUGGGAAGUAUGGUUAGGAACCCAAUUCGAACAUUGUUACAUAUCCCAAGCUUUUUGGGUAUGUGUGGGGACGAAAUUUCCGAAACUAAGCUCACGGAACACAAUGGUAAAACUUCUCUUCCAAAUGGUCUUCGUAGAGAUCUAUUCCCCUAUGUUAUAGAGCAUAACAACGUCCAGAAUGGAUCAGUUAUUAGGAUUGAUGGACAUGGAAUGAUUCCUGAGGAGCUUACUGGACACUAUUUGGACUUUCUGAGACGCAUGGUUGAAAGUUCUUCCACUAAGGAUGGACAAAACAAGAAGGGUGGAUCCAGUUUUAACUUGAACCCCGGACCUGUAUUUGGUAGUGAGACUGUUGGAGCUGUCAUUGCCAUCCCACCAGUCUUCACCCAAAGACAAAGAAAGAGCUUGGUUGACUCAGCUGAAAUUGCAGGACUAAACCUAUUUGGACUGGUAAACUCUCUUGGAGCAGCUGCGGUACAUCAAUCAACGGAUUUAAGAAACAACGAAAACUCAACUUUCAUUUAUUAUGAUAUGGGAGCCAAACACACAUCCUCAUGUGUCGUAGAAUUCCAACCAGUGAAUGCCACACAUAUGGGAAGAACUGUUCAAACACACAAAAUAAAUGUAUUGGGUUGUUCAACAAACUUCAACUCAGGUGGAUACCUUGCUGAUCAGGCAAUUUCUGACUUAAUAAUAGAAAGAAUUAGGACGGCUCCAGAAAAGAGCCCGCUGGCGGGAAUUCCAUUGGAUAAUUCAAGAGUGUUGCAAAAGAUUGCGAAGCAGAGUGUGAGGACUAAGCUAUUGCUUUCAACAUUGAAACAAGCGGACUUCUUUGUGGAGUCCCUUUAUAAAGAUGUAGAUAUUUCUCAGUCUAUUUCUAGAGAAGAGUUUGAUAGAUUAAUAAAUGAAAAUAUAUUAUCCAAGGCUCUGGAGCCAAUUAAUGAGAGUCUCAGAGUGGCAAACAGGACAAUGGAUGACAUUACUGACGUGGAGAUUUUGGGAGGUGGUAUUCGAGUUCCUAGUGUGAGGGCAUUGUUGGAUCGAUAUUUCGGUUCUUUCGGUAAAAAUGUCAGCCAGAGGUUGAAUGGUGAUGAGGCAAUGGCCUUUGGGGCAGCUUUUGUUGCAGCAAACCAAUCGGCAACUUUCAGGACAAAGAACAUAUUCUAUAAUGAAUAUUCCUCCAAUGAGUACUCACUGAAAAUUGGGGACCGAGUGAUUCCAGUUAUUAAUAGUACUACCCAUUAUCACGGAGUACAUCGUGUUGAGGUGAGGUCAGGUGAUGACUUUAAUGCAAUUUUAUCAGAGAAUGGUAGGCCAGUUUCUAGAUUCAACAUUUCGGGAAUUCCAGGGUUUAUUUCCGAAGCUCAAAGUGGUGGUUCUCUGGAAGAUUCUCUGUUGAAUGUUACUCUUCAAAUAAGAGUAGAUACUUAUGGUAUUUUGAGUUUGGAGAGUGCUUAUGGGUGGAAGAUGGUUAACCAAACAAUUAGAGUUCCAGUAAUAGUACCAGUGAAUUCUACAAAGCCUGAAGAGGAAGAUUCUGUUCUAAAUUCAAACAGCACAGUAAAUUCAACAGAGAGUGGAUCUGUUUUAAAUGGAGGUAAGAAGAACUCCACUAAGACGGUUUAUGAAGAGAAGGUGAUAACUAGAUCUCAGCCAUUCAUGCUUAAAUUUUUGGAAGAGCCUCUUGAUUGUCCUCUACCUCUUACUAGGGAGAUCAAACAAUCAAUAAGUCACCACAUUAACGAGCUCAACAAGUUGGAUGCUAAACAUAGGCAAUUAAUGUACUUAAAGAACUCUUUAGAGGCACUGAUUUAUGAUAACAGAAACAAGCUGUAUGAUGAGAUUUAUCAGAAAGUCACUCUGGAGGAAGAGAGAGAGAAUAUAACAAAACUUCUCUCAGAUACUGAAGAUUGGCUGUAUGAAAUUGGAGAUAGUAUCACUUUGGAACUUGUGGAGGAAAAAAUUAAAAAUGUCUCAAAUAUGACAGACUUGGUUCACAUAAAGGCAGAAGAGUUCAAGUAUAGGAAUGAGCUAAUUACAAAUGUUGAUAAAAAACUAAACUUCACAAUUCAGACAUUUGAGGCUAUUCAAUUUACUCACACAUGGGUCCAAAAUUCUACUUUUACUGAGGUAAAGGGUAUGUUGGAUGAGUUCCAAACCUGGUAUAAUGAUACUAAAACAAGACAAUCUGAGCUAAAACCAACAGAUUCUCCAGUUUUGCUUAGAUCCGAAACUCUUGAGAAGUUGAAUAACGUUGUUUCGAACGUUCAGAGAGUUAGAAACAUUCCCAAACCCAGACCUAAAAUUAAGUCGAAACCAAAAAAACAAGAUAAUGAAACCCAGUCAAAUAACUCUACUUCCAAUCAAUUCAACUCCACAAUAUCUUCAAACAAUAUGACUUCAGACUCCGAAGUUGUUCCCCCUAUGAACACAAACUCUACUUUGGGCUCUGAUUCUUCAGACUCUUCAAACAAUUCUACAAAAAUUCCAAGUUCUGAACAAAACAGAGAUCAGUCUGAGCUUUGA
Cryptosporidium ubiquitum is the source of this 2778-nucleotide messenger RNA. RefSeq names its product heat shock protein. Gene Ontology annotation, cellular component: endoplasmic reticulum chaperone complex. Gene Ontology annotation, biological process: cellular response to hypoxia; negative regulation of hypoxia-induced intrinsic apoptotic signaling pathway; endoplasmic reticulum unfolded protein response. Lineage: Eukaryota; Apicomplexa; Conoidasida; Eucoccidiorida; Cryptosporidiidae. Gene Ontology annotation, molecular function: ATP-dependent protein folding chaperone; ATP binding. The record is from RefSeq and is a predicted model, not a curated record. The transcript has a single exon. Bases 1 to 2778 code for a protein of 925 amino acids.